CGAGCCAGCGACAGUCGACCGGCGAUCAACAUCGUCGCCGUUGUCUAAACAUUUACAUUAACAAAUUACAAACAAUAAUUGAACAGUGAUAAGUGUUGGUGAUUCAAAUUCAAUAAUAGUAAUAAUAAAAUAAUAAUUAUAAUAAAAGUAAAGAAAUAGAACAUUAAUUGAAGUCCUCGAAGGAAUAAUGAUCAAACAAAUUCGUUGUCUUUAUUGUGAUAAAUGAAUCAUGAUUGCAUCGUUAUAGUUUGUUAUCAGGGUGACCUCGCAAACAUUGAUCUUACAUCGGUGUUUUUUUUUUCUAUUCCUUUUGAAUAUAGCUUUUAGUUUUUGGUUUGAAUAAUAGGAACCUUUAUUCGAAUAAAUACAACGUUUCCGGUGUUAAUGUGACAAUUUAAUAUUCAAGUACUUAGCAGUUGGAACAGGUAUACUUUAAAGUUUAAAUAUAAUUGUUAGAGAAUAAAAAAUGAGAUACUGGUACUGAGAGUAGAAGAGAAUGAGAUCCCAGUGGCAGUGUGCUGGCAGUUGCGGUCGCGAUGGUGACAGCUGAUGAUACGGAUCUAAGGCCAACGGAAUUGUGUUAAUACUUUUUAUAAGUUGGAGUUAAGAUUGAGUGAUUAAUCAAUAAUAUUUAUAUUAUUGAUAUUAAUAAUAAUAAUAAUAAUAGUGUGAUAAUAAUGAUGGAUACGUCGAGACGGUCAAGUAUUUCCACUCAUGAAUACCCAGAAGAUUUGAACCCAUUUAAAGAUGAGACCGAAGACUCCGAGGAUCAAGUUAUUUUGAGACGUCCGCUUCCACGUGUAUCUAAAAUUAAUAAUAAUAAUAAUAUUAAUAGUAAUAAUAGUAAUGGUAAUAGUCAUAAUCAUAAUAAUAAUACUAAUAAUAAUAGUCUAUCGAAAGAUAAAGAUAAAGAUACCAAGAACAAAUUUUGGACGUUUGGCAGGAGCAGAAAAAAAAGAUCCAACAGUUUUUCUAUUAAAUCUACUUGGAAUGGAAUUUUUGGAAAACGAAAAGAAGAAGAAAAAAAACCGACUAUUUCUACCGUUUCUUCAACAUACAAAAGAACAACGUACAACAAUUAUCCUACAGAAACACCGGCGACACGAUUGUCGAAAGACCAGCAGGAAUUCGAUGAAGCACUUGGCACACUAACGAGACGACGUAAAAACACUUUGGACUACCCGUCGACGACUUCUUCCCGAUACGGGUCUAGUUUGACAGUUAAUGGGGAUCCUGGAAGAAUUUACGACGGAUGUCCGCCUCAGGAGACCACGACCUCCAUUAUGGGAGAACUUACGCCCAAACCUCCAGCUAGAAGAUUUGGUCAAGUUACCGCAAAACGUGAUAUUCCUCCGCUGCAAUACAGUCAGGAAAAUAAAACGCCUAUACCCCCAAGGCGAGGUGGAGUAAGAUCAUCACAGAGAUUAAAUGUACCAAAUGACCAUCAAAUUAACAGCAGUAAUAAUAGCAUAAAAUCAACAGUAGCAGAUGAGAACGAAAACAUGCCGGAGGAUUACGUGUUCAAAAGGGUUAAUCAUGGCUCUAUGGCUGGUGUACGAAAGUCUAAUUUAUCAAUUAACAGCUGCGUGUCUAUGACAAGUGUUUACGCUUCUGGGAGAAAAAAAAGACGAGCACCCCCACCGCCAAGUCCGCGUGACGUUAAACCCCAACUAAAAGAUUCCGAUGAAAUAAGUGAAGAAAUAAGUAAAAUAGCGAAGAAUAUAGAAAAUCUAAAGGUCGAAUCGACGGAAAAAUUAACCGAAUCGAAUACUAAUGAUUCUGAUGGUAAUUAUUCCGAGGGUCAAGAGGUCAAAGUCGAAAUAAAAAAACAAGAAGAAACUCGCUGUGAAAUAAUAAAAGAUGUUGAAAUUGUGGAAGACAAAACGCUGCUUAGGAAGAAAUCAAAGGAAAGUAUUGGAAGCGACAGCAGUUUUUCAGUGAAAGACGAAAUUGAAAAAAUAGAACGUCAGAUAAAAUUAUUGGAGGCUACUAAAGCUAUUAAUAACGACGAGAAAGCGGCCUUGAGGACUCGGACGUACUCGUUGACCGAUGAAGACAAUUAUGAUACACCAGGCAGGCGGCUGAUACGCGGCAGCAGUUCUCGAAGAAGUUUGCAAGAAAAUCGCAGAAAUUUCUUCAAAGAGUUGACUUCACGCUCUAGUAAUAAUGUGAAUAUUAACAAUAAUAUUAAUCAUAACAAUGAUAGGGUCAAAGUUGAGAUUAAAGAGCUGCCGCGUCAGCAGAAUGACAUUAAGAUUGUCCAUCUUACAGAUGAAGUAGAGCAUCAUGAUAAUGGAGAAGAAACUGCCGAUAAUUCAGCGGUCAAAGUUAUCGAGCUUAGAAUUUCCGAACCUUUAAAAGUUAAAUCUGACUUUAAUUUUGAGAUUAACCCAAUUCCGAAACCCGUCAGGCAUAAUAGUAAUUGCAGUUUGGAUAAAAUGUCGACGGUUAAUAUUAAUAAUAAUAAUAACAAUAAUGUUGAUAAUAAUAAUAAAAAUAUUAGUACUGUUGAUGUUAAUGAUAAUAACAGAGACAACGAAGAACAAUCUUUGUAAAUUGAUAUGAAAACGCACAUGUUUGCCACCAAAAUUUGUAUGCAUUUGAAGAAAUUUUUUAUGAGAAGAGAAGACUAUCACGCGAUGGCCUUUAAUUUUUUAAACAAGUGAAUGUGCCUUUUAAAUUGUUAUUGAUAAGCACAAGCUUAUUAGUAUUUACAAAUUGUUUAUUUAUUAUAAUACAAAUAAAGUUUUAUUUAAGUAA
Molecule: messenger RNA, 2760 nt
Organism: Cotesia glomerata
Lineage: Eukaryota; Metazoa; Arthropoda; Insecta; Hymenoptera; Braconidae
Exons: 7
Coding region: 678-2555 (625 amino acids)
Source: RefSeq, a predicted model, not a curated record